Messenger RNA from Argentina anserina (silverweed cinquefoil), 808 nucleotides. Its product is annotated as auxin-responsive protein SAUR78. Gene Ontology annotation, biological process: response to auxin. Bases 191 to 568 code for a protein of 125 amino acids. NCBI's taxonomy places the organism in Eukaryota, Viridiplantae, Streptophyta, Magnoliopsida, Rosales, Rosaceae. The record is from RefSeq and is a predicted model, not a curated record. The transcript has a single exon.
GCCAAACAAAGCGCAUCUGGUUUUGCACUCAAAUAUCUAUCUCAUUCUUAGCUGGUUUGAAACAGUGGGCCAUGCAACUCUCCUCCUUGGUUUUAUAUAGCUGAACCUUCCUUCACUCUUUCCUCACCACACUCCUCAAAUCACAAAAACCUUUCAUCACAACUCAAAACCCUUCUCAGAGACCGAUCAGAUGGCCAAGACAGGGAAGCUGACGAAGCUCAAGUCGGCCAUAAAGAGAUGGCCUUCCUUCACCAAACUGGCUCGCACCACAAGCUCCAUAGCCGCCGCAAACGACGACUCAUCCUCCGCCCAGUACGACAGGGCAGUGAUCUCCAGGCAACUGCAUGCCGUCUACGUGGGGAAGUCACGGCGUCGGUACAUGGUCAGCUCCGAUGUGGUGGAGCACCCCAUAAUUCAAGAGCUGGUGGACAAGUCGUGUGAGGAAGAAGAAGGUGUCGUAGUGGUGGCAUGCGAGGUCGUGCUGUUCGAGCAUUUGCUGUGGAUGCUGCAAAACGCCGAGACUCAGUUGGGUUCCAUGGACGAGCUGGUUGAGUUCUAUACUUGCUGACAAGAAUUGAAGGGGGUGCUGAGCUAGCUAAUUGUAAAGAUAUUGGUAGGAGAAAUUAAUGUGUUUCUGUGUGCUUCUCUAUGCUUGUGUAAGUCCUUUUCUGGACAGCGAGAAUUACUUCACCCAUUGCAAUUUUAUUUCCUGCUAAUGGCAGAGAUCGACCCGUGAUAAAGAACUGGAUCGAUCGUUGAUCAUGUAUCACAUUUUAUAUUAAUACAAUUUUUCAUAUCAUUGAAACUA